This is a messenger RNA of Lactuca virosa, 834 nucleotides long. NCBI's taxonomy places the organism in Eukaryota, Viridiplantae, Streptophyta, Magnoliopsida, Asterales, Asteraceae. The record is from the annotation of a GenBank genome assembly.
AGCCCGUAUCAGCUUCCCCCCUCAAAUGAAAAAUUCUAACUCCCCAAAAUUAGGUUUCCCUCUAUCUCAUUUUCACUUUCCCCCUUCUCUUUCAUUGAAUCGCACCCACUCCCGCCUCCUACCUUUUUGCCCGCUGCUUCGAUCCUCCGUUCUUCACUUUCCAGCCGAUGAAGAUGAAGCUUGCUCCGCCGGAUUCAUUCCAUCGUUGUAUUCGCUUGACGGCCGCUGCUUCGAUCCUCCGUUCUUCACUUUCCAGCCGAUGUAGAUGAAGCUUGCUCCGCCGGAUUCCUUCAAUCGUUGUCUCUCUCAUCGGGCGAUUCGCUUGACGACCUUCACCGCCGGUCUCCUCCCUUCACGACCUUCACCGCCUGCCGCCUCAGCAACCACCAAUCGCUGUUAUCGAUUGAAAUUAUCUCAAGGUAUUGUAAUCGAACCAGCUCACGUUCUUUUCCUCUCCAUCUGUCUGCCUCUCGAAUCCAGCUAGCAUAACAAAUUUGGUGAAGAAGGAGACGAAAUUGAUGUAACUUGCACUUCUAGGAGCUGGUAAACAACCUCAGAAAUCAAUCGCAAUAUGGAAGAUCUCUUACGAGGGAAUAAAUCUUCAUCCAAGGGUUUAAGGGCUAUAAAAAGUUAUACUUCUGAAUGGAUUUGCUCAUGUAAGUGGACAUCCAUUUGUAUGAAUUUUUUUUUUAUGUAAAUUAAGUACUAGUAAUAUCUUGUACAAAGUAGGAUAAUGCAUUCAAGUGUAUUGUAUGUGUAUGAAUUGUAUUUGUUUGUAUUUAAAUUACUUUUAUGAAAUAAAUUGAGUAAAUACAAAGUACAAUGCUGUAACCG